AUGAUUGAGAAGGUUGAGAGGAAUUUUGGAAUUGAGGUACGUAUGGGGGUUGUUGAGAUGGAUUUUGGAAUUGAGAUGUGUAAGGGUGACAAAAUGGAUUUUGAAAUUGAGAAGCCCGAUGCUACUGGUCGUAUGGGGUGCACCCCUAUACAGAAGAUGAUAGCAGCAAUACGUAUACUUGCCUAUGGAAUUUCAGUGGAUCAUUGUGAUGAGUACAUAAAGGUUGGAGAGCGCAUUGCAAUUGAAAGCUUGAAGAGAUUUUGUGAUGCUGUAAUUGCAUUGUAUGCGGAGCAGUACUUACACUCGCCAAACGAAAGCGACAUUACACGUUUACUUCAAGAAGGGGAAGAAAGAGGAUUCCCAGAUCAUUCCCCAGUAUUCAAUCGUAUCAUUAAUGGUACAAUGCCUCCAGUUAAUUACGAGAUAAGGUGGGCUAUAACGCAUGGACCAGUAUAUUAUUGGAAGAAAGAAGACCUGAGCAAGAUAAUGAGAACGUGCAUCAUAUUGCACAACAUGAUCAUAGAAGACGAGGGCGACACUAACAUUUUGGAAUGGACACCUCCAACGGAUGAGUUGGUCUACCUUCCACAGUACAAUCGAGACUGA
Cornus florida is the source of this 606-nucleotide messenger RNA. RefSeq lists its product as uncharacterized. NCBI's taxonomy places the organism in Eukaryota, Viridiplantae, Streptophyta, Magnoliopsida, Cornales, Cornaceae. The record is from RefSeq and is a predicted model, not a curated record. The transcript is spliced from 4 exons. Bases 1 to 606 code for a protein of 201 amino acids.